This is a messenger RNA of Cooperia oncophora, 504 nucleotides long. Lineage: Eukaryota; Metazoa; Nematoda; Chromadorea; Rhabditida; Trichostrongylidae. The record is from the annotation of a GenBank genome assembly.
AUGGUAAGCGCUGAAUCGGUUCGUGUUAUUGCAAGAAUACGUCCAUCGGCAUGCGAUAGCGAGCGGAUAACAUACGUACUUGAUGGUAAAACGUUAUGUUUCAAUUCAAGUGAGCAGAGGACGUACGCAUUUGAGGGGGUUUUCGAUGAGACGAUUCCGCAGGAGCAAGUAUAUCGAGAAGUUGCCAACCAUAUCGUAGACGGAUGUGUAAACGGAUUCAAUGGAACCAUUUUCGCAUAUGGCCAAACCGGCUCAGGAAAAACUUAUACAAUGUUCGGACCUCCCCAAGUCGACAAUUUUAUUGUAAAUGCUGAACAUCGCGGACUUAUCCCGCGAGCCUGUGACGCGCUCUUCACAAAGUUAUGCACCAUGACAGCUGAGAAAGGAGAGAACUUUAAAUACGAGGUGGUAUGCCGUUUCGUUGAGCUGUACAAUGAGGAAUUCUACGAUCUUCUUGGCGAUUCCGCAGCAAAAGCUCACAUAUUCGUAGCGAUUCAAAUGUAA